GUUAUAUAUCAUGUGACAUUCUUUAUAUUCAUAACAACUAUUGGUUUAAAUAUUAUAUUUGGUAUUAUUGUUGAUACUUUCUCAGAAAUGAGAGACUUAAAGUGGAGAGCCGAAUCGGACAUGAAAGAUACGUGUUUUAUUUGCAGUAGAAAUAGUUACGAUUUUGAACAUCAUGGCAGGGGUUUUGAUUAUCAUGUUAAAAAUGAACAUAAUAUGUGGAGUUAUGUGUACUUUAUUAUA
Molecule: messenger RNA, 240 nt
Organism: Lottia gigantea (owl limpet)
Lineage: Eukaryota; Metazoa; Mollusca; Gastropoda; Lottiidae
Exons: 3
Biological process (GO): calcium ion transport
Source: RefSeq, a predicted model, not a curated record